Molecule: messenger RNA, 1386 nt
Organism: Trichechus manatus latirostris (Florida manatee)
Lineage: Eukaryota; Metazoa; Chordata; Mammalia; Sirenia; Trichechidae
Product: tripartite motif-containing protein 60-like
Exons: 1
Biological process (GO): protein ubiquitination
Cellular component (GO): cytoplasm
Molecular function (GO): protein binding; zinc ion binding; ubiquitin protein ligase activity
Source: RefSeq, a predicted model, not a curated record
AUGGCCUUUGCAGCCUCCCUGGACGACCUCCAAGCAGAGGCUGGCUGUCCCAUCUGCCUGGAUUACCUGAAAGACCCAGUGACCAUUGACUGUGGCCACAACUUCUGUCGCCAUUGCAUCUACCAGUGCUGGGAAGGUCUACCGGACAUCUUCCCCUGUCCCAUCUGCCUUCACCACUGCCUGGACAGGAAUUUCAGGAGGAACCCUCAACUAUGUCACAUGAUUGAUAUUGUUAAGCAACUUCUCACCACAAGGACCAAGAGGAUCCCAAAGGAAGAGAAACCCCUGUGUGAGAAACACAACCAGGUUUUGGCCCUGUUCUGUGAGAAGGACCUGGAGCUGCUGUGUCCCCAGUGCAGAAUCUCCUCCAACCACCAGGAUCACCACCUCAUCCCCAUUGACCAAGCUGCAACUAGUCACAGGAAGAAGCUCAAAAGCUGCAUUGAGCCCCUGAGGAAGCAAGUUGAAGAUGCUGAAAAGCAAUCAGAAAUGCAGGCUUCAAAGUCAUUUAAGUUGUGAAGCAAGGUGGAAAAUCAGAAAAAGAAAUUAAACUUUGAAUUUAAACAACUUAAGCAGUUACUGGGUAAGGAGCAAGAUGCCAUUUUUUUGGAAUUACUGAUAGAAGAGAAGGAAGUUACUGACAAACUCAUUGAAAACAAAACCUUACUCUCAGACCAUAUUUCCACUCUAAAAAAUCUGCUAAGUGAAAUAACAGAAAAGUGUGUGCAGGCAGACCCAGAGUUACUGACAAAUAUGAACAGUAUCCACAACAGGUGUGAGGACCUAAAGACACCAGCAGUGUUUUCAUAUGAGUUAAAGGAAAAGAGUUUGUGUCUCCCUCCACAACCAUUUGGCCUGCAAAAGAUGAUGAACAUAUUUAAGGCAGAUUUGACACUUGAUCUUGAAACUGCCCACCCCAAUCUCAUCAUAUCAGAAGACAGAAAAAGCGUGAAAUAUGGAAAGAUGAAAUUAAAUUUGCCCUACGGUCCCAAGAGAUUUACUUUUUAUCCAGCUAUCCUGAGUGCUGAAGGAUUUGAUGUCGGCAGACAUUUCUGGCAGGUUGAAGUAAGAGGCACAGGUGAAUGGGCUGUAGGCGUGUGUAAAGAAUCUUUACCCCGAAAUGCAACUAUGUCAGCAUCAUCAAAGGAUGGAUGCUGGCAAAUUCAGCAGUGGACUAAUACAUGUGGUACAUAUGAUACAGUAAACCUCAUGCAGAUUGGUAUUUUCCUGGAUUAUGAGUUGGGAGAGGUUUCGUUCUAUAAUAUGAAUAUUAGAUCUCUUAUUUAUACAUUCACUGAUACGUUCACAGAAAAACUGAGGCCUUAUUUCUCUACUGGACCUAUUUCAAACUCACUUGCAAACUGUAAAGUCACAGAUGAAUGGUGA